AUGAUGCUGAGCCCCGGUAUAUCACAUGUACUGCAUAGCCUCGAGCGCCUAUUGUCAAAACUUGAACUCGCAUCAGGAGAUCGUUCGAUAAUGGGCACAAAUACAGAUGUCCUAUCCCCAGCCCAUAUCAAAGGCUUGAUUAGAGAUGGGCGUGCUAUAGUUAUAUACAAAGGUAAUGUGCUCAACUUGACAAAAUGGCUUCCACGGCAUCCUGGAGGAGAAAAAGCCGUUCACCAUAUGAUUGGCAGAGACGCCAGUGACGAAAUGGAUGCCUAUCAUAGUGAGGAUACAGCUAAAACGUUUACCAAGUGGAAAAUCGGUACGAUCGACUACCCAUGGGAGAACUUACAACCCCCAAUUGCUGGUGCACUCUAUUCAAGUAACGCAAUUACAACUGACCACAAACUGUUAGAAGCCAAGCUCGACGAAUCAGACACAAGUGGCUCAGAAAUGGAACUCAUUUCAACAUCGAGCUCUAGUUCCAGUUUGAAUCUCGAUAUGACAUCCAAAGAAAAAGGAUUAGGGUUUCCUGCUGGCAGAGUUAUACCUAAAGUGCCACAAGAUAUUCACGCAUUAUCUUCAGAAAACAAAGAUGAAAUAUUCCCAGUAAGAAACAGCAAGGUUAUUGUUGAUCCGCAGCAAAUCAUUGACAAUUUUGAUAAUGAGCUCACUCAACAAGAUCUUGCUGAUGUUCCAGCUUUGGACUACAAGACUCAACAGCACCUUCGCGAAAAAUACCACGAACUUCACCAACGAGUAAUUCGUAAUGGGUUCUACCAGUGUAACUACUGGAACUAUGUCAGAGAAUUGGUCAAGAUCAGCAGUUUGGUACUUUACUCGCUUUCGUUUUUCAAAAUUGGAUGGCUCAAGACAAGUGCAAUAUUAAUGGGAUUCGCAUGGCAGCAAACCACCUUUAUUGUCCACGAUGCUGGGCAUAUAUCUAUAACCCACAACUAUCAAGUAGAUUCUACCUUUGGUAUGACACUCGCAUCAUGGUUUGGUGGCUUGAGUUUAGGCUGGUGGAAGCGCAACCAUAAUGUGCAUCAUUUGAUCACUAAUGAUCCUGUGCAUGAUCCUGAUAUCCAACAUUUACCAUUUUUCGCUGUCAGUGCCAGACUACUCGGCAGUGUAUACUCCACCUACUACGAAAAGUACCUUUAUUUCGAUGCAUUCGCAAAGAAAAUGAUACUCAUUCAGGACUACUUAUACUACCCCAUCCUUGCUUUUGGAAGGUUCAACUUGUACAGGCUUUCAUGGACUCAUUUGCUUUUAGGAUUAGGUCCUCGUCAUGGUAAGGCCGCAUGGUUCCGGUACUAUGAACUUGCAGGUCUCUCGUUCUUUUUCUACUGGUUCUUUUACUUGUUGGUUUGGAAGUCAAUACCCAACGGUUGGGACAGAUUCUCCUACGUAAUGAUCAGCCAUAUUGCAACCAUGAUGGUUCAUGUACAAAUCACAUUGUCUCAUUUUGCAAUGUCGACUGCAGAUUUGGGACCCAGCGAGUCGUUUCCUCAAAGGCAGAUUCGCACCACUAUGGACGUCGAUUGCCCGGAGUGGUUCGAUUUCUUCCACGGAGGCUUGCAAUUCCAGGCUAUUCACCACUUGUUCCCUCGUUUACCAAGGCAUAAUUUCAGAGCUGUCCAACCGUUUGUGAUUGAUUUUUGCAAAGAUGUGGGUUUGAGUUACUCGAUUUACGGAUUCGGGAAAGGAAAUGAAAAGGUGAUUAGCAAGUUGGGAGAGAUUGCCAAACAAUGCAGUAUAAUGCUCGAUGCUACCAAAAAACUCAAGGAACAUGAUCAUUGA
Messenger RNA from Meyerozyma guilliermondii ATCC 6260, 1800 nucleotides. It is a transcript of the gene SLD1, whose product is annotated as Sld1p. Gene Ontology annotation, molecular function: oxidoreductase activity, acting on paired donors, with oxidation of a pair of donors resulting in the reduction of molecular oxygen to two molecules of water. Gene Ontology annotation, biological process: lipid metabolic process. The record is from RefSeq and is a predicted model, not a curated record. The transcript has a single exon. Lineage: Eukaryota; Fungi; Ascomycota; Pichiomycetes; Serinales; Debaryomycetaceae. The coding region runs from base 1 to 1800 and encodes 599 amino acids. Gene Ontology annotation, cellular component: membrane.